GAUAAAAAAUUGUUAAAAUUAAAUUUUUUCUUCUCCUAAAUUGUGCUCAAAAUAAAAAUAUGAUGCUUUCUUGUAACAGUAAAAUUUCUUAAAUGGUUUAGUUGAAGUCGAUUUGAGUUUCUGUCAACAUUUAAGAUUGUCGCUGUCGUAGUGAAUUAUAAUUGACUUUUUAAUUAAAAAAAAAAAAACUCAAUUUGAAUAUGGUAAUGGAAGAAGAAUUCUAGGAUUUAUAGGAAGAGGCUCUAGGAAAAGUAAAGAAAUAGAUUAAAUUAUAAAAAGUAUAAAAAUGGAUAUUCAAAAAACUGUUGACGAUGAGACCAAUCAGAACGCAGAAUUCCAAACUAAUCGGAAUAGUAAUUUACCUGUAGUUAUACCUGUUAUAGCAGGCGUAAAAAAUAAUAUAACUGAGACAGAAGUUUGCCAUGAGUAUGAAGAUGUUCUCGACAUAAUUGGUUUUGGUAAGACACAAUGGAUUGUUUUGUUUACUUCUGGCCUACUUUUAAUGAUGGUUAUAAACGAAACUAUGGGUAUGAGCAUCGUAACCAUUGCAUCGCAAUGCGAUUUCUCAACCACAUCUCAAGAGAAAGGACUCUUGGGCGCUGCCGCGUUUAUAGGUAUUUUGUGCACCUCAUAUUUUGCGGCUUACUUAUGCGAUACAAUCGGUAGGAGGCCGUUGUUAAUAUAUACCACAUUGUGCGGGAAUAUAUUUUCCUUUGCAUCCAUUUUUACACCCUACUAUUCAUUGUUUGUCUUCCUACGGUUUUUAGUGGGCGCAUGCAUAGCGGGCGCUUCAUUUAUAACGUAUGCUUACUUAGGGGAAUUCUAUGUCACACGUCACCGACCUGUGGUUAUAAAUUACGCUUGUCUAUUUGUGGGCUUGUCAGUAGCAUAUGUACCAGCUGUGGCUUGGUUGGUUUUGUCAAUGGAUUGGUCUUUCGCGAUUACUGAGACCUUUCAAUUUCGUCCUUGGCGUUUAUUAAUUGUGUUUAAUGCCUUACCCGGUUUUAUAGCAGUCCUGGUAAUGUUUGCUUUGCCGGAAAGUCCGAAAAUUUUAAUGUCUAUGGGUAAACAAAAAGAAGCUUUUGAGGCCGUGAAUAAGAUUGCGAAAAUGAAUACUGGACGAACCUUGGAGGAUUUUAAAGUUUAUAGUUUGUGUCAAGAAACGCUAUCAGACAAUGAUAAAAUCCUCCUAACCUCAAAAUCAGCAAGCGAGGUUGUCAAACGGAUGUGGCAGGAUGCCCUACCAUUAUUCAAAAAACCACAUGUUUUCAACUUUUUGAUAUGUUGUAUAAUAAUGUGCGGAGUAUUUUUAAUAAAUUCCGGAAUGGGUCUAUGGUAUCCGGAAAUUCAAAAUCGUUUGGGUAUGAAAGCUACAACCCCUAUGACUAUUUGUCAAGUUAUAGACAGCUUUAUAGAUCAGCAAAACUCCACCCAGAAUUCGCAGAUAUGUGAUGAUACUAUUACAACCAAAAGUUAUAUUGACUCGUUAACGUUCGGUUUGUCCUUCACUGCUGGAUACUUUGUACUCGGUUUUAUUCUAAAACCUUUUGGCCGUAAACUGACUAUGGUUAUGGCUUUUGGGGUUGCGGCCUUUUGUGGUUUCCUUUUACAUUGGCUCCAUAAUCCAAUUGCGAUAGUGGUUUGCUUUAUUUUGUUCCUAAUACUACCUGGUGUGUGCAUAUCAGUAUUGAGCGGAGCUGUUGUAGACCUUGUACCCACACACUUAAGGGGAAAAGCUGUCUGCGUUUGCUUGAUGUUGGGCCGAUUGGGAAGCAUAAUAGGUAGUAAUGUGGUUGGAGCUUUUCUGGAAUCAUAUUGCAAUGCGACCUUUAGUGUAUUUUACGUAUUAGUACUAGCAUGUGCGGGCUUGGCUAUGCUCUUACCUAUUGGUAGAAAAUCAUGAGCGUGCAAUGAAUUAUUUCCCACAGAUUGUUUCUAAUUAAUGUGUAUGUGCAUACCUAAGUUAAAGAUUUCAAGAUUUAAGUGCAUAGUUUUAUUUUUUUUUUUUUUUUUAAUAUUUAAUCGAGAUAACUUUUAUAAGCGGCUUUUUUUAUUUAUAUUACCUCUUAAUCAAAUAUAAUAAGAAUUUAGUUUAAAAAUAGUGCAACAAGAUUUUACGUAUGUUCUCUAUUCUUUUAUUAAUUUAAAAUGUGGUAAUACAUUGUUGCCAAAAAAUAUACUAAUUAAUCUGUGCUCCAGUAGAUGUUACAACAAA
Molecule: messenger RNA, 2215 nt
Organism: Glossina fuscipes
Lineage: Eukaryota; Metazoa; Arthropoda; Insecta; Diptera; Glossinidae
Product: synaptic vesicle glycoprotein 2B-like
Exons: 9
Coding region: 287-1903 (538 amino acids)
Biological process (GO): transmembrane transport
Molecular function (GO): transmembrane transporter activity
Source: RefSeq, a predicted model, not a curated record